Messenger RNA from Procambarus clarkii (red swamp crayfish), 3139 nucleotides. Lineage: Eukaryota; Metazoa; Arthropoda; Malacostraca; Decapoda; Cambaridae. The record is from RefSeq and is a predicted model, not a curated record.
AAGCUCUGCUGAGGUAGCCAUGAGUAACUGCUUUUUUUUCGGAUAAGGAGCAGUGGAGCAGUACCAGUCAGCGUAGGUUUCUUGUGCACGAGAUUGUCUUGACACGUCUCUUCCUCUCGGUGUACCUGUCGGUGGACUUCUUAGCGCAUAUCUCCCUCGUGGUGCAACUCUGUGGACGUGCCUGAAGACAGUGUUUUAGCUGCUUACUCUUAAAAAAGAUGAGAGCAUGGAGACUGCUAGCGAGGUCCUCAACUUGGCUGGUGACCUCUAGGACUGGAGGAACAUCUCCAGGGUUAAGGCCGACAUGUCACAUGACCCGAGGUGUGUCACAGUGUCAGACUGCUCAGAACGACCCACCUAGCAGCAGUAAUGACAACAGAGACCCCAACCCAUCACCAUAUCAUGAAGAUUCAAGCAUUAAUACCCACUCUCCGUAUGCCACGCCAUACCUGGAGGCUUACAACCUGAUGGAGGAGAACGCGGAUAUGAUCUUCGAGCCGGAGACGAUGUUAAGUGAGAGGAACUACAUAGCGGAGGCCGAGGACAGAAGCCAUCCGCGUCCUGCCUCCCAGCUGCCCGGCCCCCGCUCCUGGCCUAUUGUGGGCUGUCUUCCAUACAUGCUCACACACAAGGACUUCGAUCCCCAGCGCGUGUACCUGUUCUGGGAGGCUGUACGGCAAGAGUUUGGUCCGAUCUUCAGGAAGGACAUGCCAGGUCACCCCUGUCUGGUGUUCAUCACCCGGCCCGAGGACCUGGAGACCCUGUUGCGCUCCACCAUGUAUAACCCCGUCAGGCCAGGGAUGGCUUCCCUCAAAAGGAUCCGAAGUGAAGGAGGAGCAGACGGCCACAGUCGACUCCACGACCACAUCUUCAGGGGCAAGGCGGGCAUCCUGGCAGAACAGGGUCAGGAGUGGUGGAGGGUGAGGCGCCGUGUUCAACGUCCCCUCACUAACCCCGACAUCGUCCACCGGUACCUGCCUCAAAUGGACCAAGUAGCCAAGGAGUUCGUCCACAGAAUUCGAACAAUGAGAGACGACAGAAACGAGGUACCAGAGAGCUUCAACAGUGAGCUAUACAAGUGGGCUUUAGAGUCACUGGGCACCAUCGCGCUGGAGCGUCGUCUUGGAUGUUUCGAGGACACGACGUCGUCUCCUUCGUCUACUCGUCCGCUGCGCCUCAUUGAGUUGGCCCAGCAGCUGCUUGGGGCGCUGCACGAGACCGAGAACGUGAAGCUGUGGCAGUACUUCCCUACCGCCUCCAUCAGGAGACUUCAGGAGGCACACCAGGUCUUCACAGACGUAGCUCUUGAGGCCAUACGAGAUACCGAGCGGCUCCUGGGCGCUCGUCCAGGUCACCGCACCAUGAACACCUCCUGCCCGCUCCAACACCACCAACAGGAAGAUGGGAAGACAGCCAGCUUGUUGGAGACCCUGCUGGGGACCCCAGGACUCUCCAGGGAGGACGUCCUCACUUUCCUGCUGGAUAUGAUAUCAACUGGCAUUGACACGACGAGCCACGCCGUGGGCAACCUCCUGUACCUGUUGGCGAAGCACCCGAAGGAGAGGCAGAAGGUGCAACAAGAGAUCGACAAAGUGGUGGGCCGGCCUGACCACCUGACACCCGCCCACCUGGCUAACCUCACCUACACCAAGGCUGUCUUCAGGGAGACGCUCAGAGUGAUGCCUGUGAAUGUUGGCAUCGUCAGACGCCUCAACCGUGAUGCUGUGCUGGGCGGAUACCUGGUGCCUCAAGGGUGGGAGGUGGUGGCACCGACGCUGCUCCUGAACCAUCAGGAAGAUGUUUUCCCACGCGCGCACGAGUUCCUGCCAGAGAGGUUCCUGAGGGGGUCGAGCCUCGCUCCGCGCCACAACUUCUCCUUCCUGCCUUUCUCCUACGGCCCCAGGAUGUGCCUUGGCAGGAGGAUCGCCUACCAGGAAGUAUUCUGCCUCGUUGUCAGGGUGCUGAGUGAGCUUGACGUGGACUACAAGUACGGGGACGUCCACCUGGUCAACAAGCUCAGCUACGGACCGUCUCGCCCGCUACAGUUCACCUUCACAGACCGUAGAUGAGACCUUGGCUGACCAUUUUUUGCCUAUUGUACCUCCUUUUUCUAUUUAGAUUUUGAAACUGGUGUGUAUAAUGUGACCCCUACAACAGCUUGGACCAGCAUAGUCUGAGGAUGAACUGGUGGGGGGUCGGCCGCAGCUUGGACUAGCUUAGCUUAGACUUAGGCUUAUAUAUAUAGUAUAUAUUCCCCAAUGGGUAGGCGGGGGAAAGAGGGGAAUAGGUGGAGGAGAGUUGACUUAAGUGGGAAAGUGACGGGGCUUAAGCAAGCUGCUUGUCACCUGGUUUGAGAGACAAGUGCUCACGAAGGAUGUUUCAAGGUGCACAUCAUUAUUAUUAAUAUCAACAAGGCUGUUGUUACAGAGACUGGUGGCCUGGUGGAGACUGGUGGUUAAUAGCAUCAGAGCUGUUAACCUGUGCACUGACAAGUAAAGUCUCCUACGCCAGGGCGGAGUGUGCUGGUUUGGGAGGGUCGGCCGCAGCUUGGUAAAGCUUAGCCUGAGAACGGGUUUAAAUAUUAGUAAUAAACUGUUUUCAUAAAUUCGAUGCGAAUAUAGUUUAUGGUAUUUAAUCUUAUGGUCAUGAUAAAUAUUGUUGUGUUACUUGUAUUUUCAUAGCUUUUUUUCCUGAGAGAUAUAUUGAUCCUUUUUAAAGGACAUGCGUGAAGCAGCGAUGACCUUUGGUGUUCAAGACCACUACGAGGUCAUCAGUUCACUCAAUGUAUUUCGUAAAUAGAUAUUUCUAUUACAAACAACAAAAUAUUUUCGUAAACUAAAUAUUUCGUCUUGCGUACAGCUCCUUGAUUUGUUUAAUAUUACUUAAUUUACUGUGUUGUUAUGACGUUUAUACAAGUUGCAAGAUAUUUAUAUGUUACAUAUAUAUCAGAGAUUACAGGACCAUCAGAUAUAAGUCAGUUUUACACAGGACCAAAGGCUGUGUAAUGGAUUCUACUCUUUUAUUUAAAAUAAGGAGAAUAAAAAUCAUUCUUCCUUAGGAACAAACUUUAAUAUAUAAUAAUAACAAACUGCACUCUUUAUAUUGCAAAUGAAUUAAAAAUAUAUUAUUUUAGACAGUC